This is a messenger RNA of Closterium sp. Yama58-4, 1461 nucleotides long. The record is from the annotation of a GenBank genome assembly. Lineage: Eukaryota; Viridiplantae; Streptophyta; Zygnematophyceae; Desmidiales; Closteriaceae.
AUGGGCGUCUUCACCACGCGCUCGCUGCUGCACGCCUUGGGAGUGUCGCGCGGCGCGGGCGGUGGCGGCGCGGCGGCGAGCGCGCUGGCGGUGAACUGGGUGCUCAAGGACGGCGCGGGGCGGCUGGGGAAGAUGCUGUUCGCGCGCCACGGGAAGCGAUUUGAUUGCGAUCUGAAGCAGAUGCGAUUUCUGAGCAACAUGCUGCUUGAUUUUGGCUGCUGUGUCGAGCUCUGCACCAUGGCCGCCCCCAAGCUCUUCCUUCCCCUCGCCUGCAUCGCCAAUGUGUUUAAGAACAUUGGAGCGGUAACCAACACGUCCACCCGCGCGCCCAUCUACAAGGCGUUUGCUCGGCGAGAGAAUAUCGGAGACAUCACGGCCAAAGGGGAGAGCAUCAGUAACCUCGCUGACCUGAUGGGCACAGGAGCCGGCAUUCUCAUAGCAAGGAGCAACCCUCACCUUGCCACCACCUUUGCUCUCCUCUCCUGUGGUUAUCUCUUUGCAUCGUUCAAUGAGGUCAAAUCUGUGCAAGUGCCCACGCUGAAUCGCGCUCGCUUCGCUGUGGCGGUGCGCUCCUUCCUGGAAACGGGGCAAGUACCCUCCCUAGCUGAGGCCAACGCCAGGGAGCGCAUUCUCAUGCUGCCAUGGGCUGUUGACCGGCCCUUGGAGCUGGGCGCACGAGUGGGGGAUGCGUUCAGGAGCCCUGCUGACCUGCUCUCCUCGCAACGCAUCUUCAAGAACGAGCAGUACAUUGUGACGUACCGCCCAAGCCACCGGCGGGCAUACGUCGUCCUCAAGGAAGGAGCCAAAUCACGAGACGUGGUGCGGGCGGCCUUCCAGACGCACGUGCUGCUGCACCUGCUGCACCAAUGGCGGCAGGACACCUGUCAGCAGCCCCUGCUGACUCACCACCUCUCCCCAGACUCCUCCCCCAAAUCCUCCCACCUAUCCCCUAAAAACUCUCCCAAUGACCAAACUCCUAACUUCUUCAGCCCUACAGCCCUCACCUCAACCAUCCUCACCCCUACAGCCCUCUCCCCAACCGCUCUCACCAGCAGCAGCUCUCCAGGCAGAUGGGCGGCCAGGGAAAUCAGUCCCAAGGGCCCGCGGGCGUGGCAGCGAUCCCUCACAUCAGCAGAGGUGGAGCGGGCAGUGUCAGAGAGUCUAGAGGUCACUAGAACUCUGUUUGGGGCGUUCGAGGAGAGGGCUGCUGCUGAGGGAUGGACCAUGGCAGAUUCAUUGCUCAACCCUGGCAAGGCCCGCGUGCUGUCUGGCCCUCCGUCUGCCCAGCUGAAGCACCCUGCUGCUGCUGCUCUUACGACCGUGGCAGCUGCUGCUGGUAGUAACCAAUCAAAUGCCUCUUCUGUCGCGUCUGCUGCUGAUGGUUCUUCUGAACUCUCUCCCCCGCCGCUCUCUGCCAAAGGCCGGGUUGCUCUCAAGCCGUUUGCAGGUGCUGCUGCUUAG